AUUCAAUGGUUGGUUAGCAGUAGCAACUUACCUGCCUCGCUCUUGUUAAUUGAAGAAUUUACCUUUUUCCACAUAAAAAAAUGGGAAAAUCUUACUAAAUCAACAACAGAUACAUAAAUCAACACUUUCUUUCUAGACAAUAGGUGGGAAUAAAGAAAAACUUCGGCAUGACGAGUUCUCAAGUAAUUCAAACCAAUUUUAGGACGUUAACUACAUUUGUAGUUGAAGAGCAAAGGAAGGUUCCUUACGCUACUGGCGAAUUCACAACUCUUUUGACAAUUAUAUUAACGAGCAUCAAAUCAAUAUCGUCCGUAGUCAGAGCUGCUGGAUUAGCUAAUAUGUAUGGCAUUGCUGGUCAGACAAAUGUUCAAGGAGAAGAAGUGAAAAAAUUAGAUGUUUUGGCAAAUGAUCUGUUUAUUAAUAUGCUAAAAUCCUCUUAUGCUACAUGUUUACUAGUAUCAGAAGAAAAUGAUAAUGUUAUUGAAGUGGAAGUAGAAAAACAAGGAAAAUAUAUUGUAUGUUUUGAUCCCUUGGAUGGUUCUUCCAAUAUAGAUUGUCUUGUUUCUAUUGGUUCUAUUUUUGCAAUUUAUCGCAAGACAACAUCAGAUCCUCCUUCAUUGAAAGAUGCUUUACAAAAUGGUAGAAACAUUGUUGCUGCAGGUUAUGCAUUAUAUGGGAGUGCUACUAUGGUGGUUUUAUCAACUGGAACGGGUGUAAAUGGUUUCAUGCUUGAUCCUGCUAUUGGAGAAUUUAUUCUGACAGAUCCUGACAUGAAGAUUAAACCAAGAGGAAAAAUUUAUAGUAUAAAUGAAGGAUAUGCUUCAAUAUGGGAUGAUGCUGUUAUAGAAUAUGUUAAACAGAAAAAAUUUCCUUCUAGUGGAAAACCGUAUGGUGCUAGAUAUAUUGGCUCAAUGGUUGCUGAUGUUCAUCGUACCUUAAAAUAUGGGGGCAUUUUUAUGUAUCCUGCAACUAAAGAGUCCCCUAAAGGAAAGCUUCGCCUUUUAUAUGAAUGUAAUCCUAUGGCUUUUAUUAUGGAAAAUGCAGGCGGAUUGGCAACUAAUGGGAAAAAACCUAUAUUGGAUAUUGUCCCAGAAAAUAUUCAUCAACGUUCUCCAAUAUUUCUUGGCUCUAAGGAAGAUGUUGAAGACAUAAUUAAUCUGUACAAAAAGUAUUAAGAAUUAUGGUAUAAAAGUUUUACUGUGAAAAUUUUCAUACUAACAACCUAAUCACUUAUGUAUUCAAACUUUUAUUAUCAAAAUGUAAAAUCAUAUUUUUUUGAACUUUUUAUUGAAAUUCUUACAAAAUAAAGUCAUGUUUAUAAUAA
Molecule: messenger RNA, 1324 nt
Organism: Centruroides sculpturatus (bark scorpion)
Lineage: Eukaryota; Metazoa; Arthropoda; Arachnida; Scorpiones; Buthidae
Gene: fbp
Product: fructose-1,6-bisphosphatase 1-like
Exons: 7
Coding region: 168-1175 (335 amino acids)
Biological process (GO): fructose metabolic process; sucrose biosynthetic process; fructose 1,6-bisphosphate metabolic process
Cellular component (GO): cytoplasm; cytosol
Molecular function (GO): fructose 1,6-bisphosphate 1-phosphatase activity
Source: RefSeq, a predicted model, not a curated record